This is a messenger RNA of Rhagoletis pomonella (apple maggot), 1349 nucleotides long. RefSeq names its product glutaminyl-peptide cyclotransferase-like protein. NCBI's taxonomy places the organism in Eukaryota, Metazoa, Arthropoda, Insecta, Diptera, Tephritidae. The record is from RefSeq and is a predicted model, not a curated record. The transcript is spliced from 6 exons. Bases 267 to 1214 code for a protein of 315 amino acids. Gene Ontology annotation, molecular function: zinc ion binding; glutaminyl-peptide cyclotransferase activity.
UGUUUUGUUGUCAUCGAAAAGCUUUUUUCGCAGUGCGCUUGGAUUAAAGUUUGUUUGGUACGCUUUUUUUAGUUGCCGCUGGCAUUUACAAGUUGGUGAUCACUUAAAAGUGGGGCGGAUAUUUUCGUGAGCGUUAGUCAAUUUAACGGUGAAAAGCAACUUGUUUUUAUUUUAUGUACUUUGGUGUUAAGCAUUGAAAAUAAAUACAAUGCUCAAUGUUAUGUGGAUUUCUGGUCUAUUCAUUCAAUUGCUGAUCUGGACUGUUUAUGCAUGGAACGUCACACAAUGUUUUUGUGCAGUUUCCAGAUGACAAUCAACACUUUAAACGUGUGUUGGCCGGUAUUAUGCGUCCGCGUGUGGUGGGUACACCUGGCCAUACUGAAGUAGAAAAUUUUAUAAAAAGGGAACUCAAAACACUCGGCUUUACCACGGAACUUGAUCAAUUUGCACAGAAGAUACCCAUAUUUGGCAACGUUACCUUUACUAAUAUUAUUGGCGUUUUAAACCCCAGUGCAACCGAUUUCUUGGCGCUAGCUUGUCAUUAUGACAGCAAGUACUUCAAAAAUGAUCCUGGUUUUGUGGCCGCUACAGAUUCAGCGGUACCUUGUGCUAUCAUGUUAAAUACCGCCAAGACUCUAUCAAAGUAUCUUCAACAAAGGUUUAAAAAUCGCAAAGACAUCGGAUUGAUGAUGAUAUUUUUCGAUGGCGAAGAGGCUAUCAAGGAUUGGUCAGAUAACGAUUCAAUCUAUGGCGCACGUCACUUAGCAGCCAAAUUGUCCAAUACUCGUUCGUCAACUGGUUCGGGGCGAAGUAUUGAUAGAAUUGAAGUUUUAGUGUUGCUCGAUUUAAUUGGUGCAGCUAAUCCCAAAUUUUAUAGUUUUUAUCCGAACACUGAUGGGUUGCAUCACAGUUUGUCUGAAAUCGAAUUGUCUUUGUCAGCUGCUCAUCAGCUCGAGGGUCACAAUUUAAUGUUCAUGAAACGAUCAUCAUCUGGAUUUGUCGAUGACGAUCACCGACCUUUUCUCCAACAAAAUGUGCCGAUUUUGCAUCUGAUAACCACACCGUUCCCGCCACAGUGGCAUACUCCGAACGAUAAUGCCGCAAAUUUGCAUUGGCCAUCAAUUCGUAAUUUUAAUAAGGUUUUCCGUGCUUUUGUUUACGAAUAUCUACAGAGACAUACGGAUCAGGUGAAUUUACGCGGAACAGUUAGUUAGAAAUAAAUUCACUAUAAAUAGUAUACGAGUAUCUGCUAAAUUUACUUUCAAUCUUUUUAACCCGAAUAUAUGUACAUACAUUAGGGUGAUCGAAAAUAACUAACCUAACGAAUUUAUGGCCUUAAAAGGAGCUAU